UCACUCCAGUCCCCUUCCUCAAUGCCAGCUAUGAAUUCCUGCAACUUCACACAUGCCACAUUUGUGCUUAUUGGUAUCCCAGGACUGGAAGAAGCCCAUUUCUGGAUCGGCUUCCCCCUGCUUUCAAUGUACGCCGUGGCAGUGUUUGGAAACUGCAUUGUCGUCUUCAUCAUAAGGACAGAGAGGAGCUUACACGCCCCAAUGUAUCUCUUUCUCUGCAUGCUGGCAGCCAUUGACCUGGCCCUGUCCACAUCCACAAUGCCCAAGAUCCUCGCCCUCUUCUGGUUUAACUCCCGGGAGAUUACCUUUGAAGCCUGCCUAGUCCAGAUGUUUUUUAUCCAUGCUCUCUCAGCUAUAGAGUCCACCAUCCUGCUGGCCAUGGCCUUUGACCGUUACAUAGCUAUCUGCCACCCGCUGCGCCAUGCUGCAGUACUCAACAAUACAGUAACAGCCCAGAUUGGCGUGGUGGCUGUGGUCCGAGGAUCGCUCUUCUUUUUCCCAUUGCCUCUGCUCAUCAAGCGCCUGACCUUCUGCCACUCCAAUGUGCUCUCACACUCCUACUGCGUGCACCAGGACAUGAUGAAGCUGGCCUACACUGACACUUUGCCAAAUGUGGUCUACGGCCUUACUGCCAUUUUACUGGUCAUGGGCGUGGAUGUCAUGUUCAUCUCCUUGUCCUAUUUCCUGAUUAUACGAACGGUUUUACAGCUGCCUUCCAAGUCAGAGAGGGCCAAGGCCUUUGGAACGUGUGUGUCACACAUAGUUGUGGUGCUGGCCUUCUACGUGCCUCUUAUCGGCCUUUCCGUGGUGCACCGCUUUGGAAACAGUCUGCAUCCCAUUGUGCAUGUUCUCAUGGGAGACGUCUACUUGCUGCUGCCUCCUGUGAUCAAUCCUAUCAUCUAUGGUGCCAAGACCAAACAGAUCAGAACACGAGUGCUUGCCAUGUUCAAGAUCAGCUCUGACAAGAACCUGCGGACUGUGGGAGACAGGUGACCCUGCUCAGUUCAC
Messenger RNA from Elephantulus edwardii (Cape elephant shrew), 1008 nucleotides. Its product is annotated as olfactory receptor 51E2-like. Lineage: Eukaryota; Metazoa; Chordata; Mammalia; Macroscelidea; Macroscelididae. Bases 22 to 993 code for a protein of 323 amino acids. The transcript has a single exon. The record is from RefSeq and is a predicted model, not a curated record. Gene Ontology annotation, cellular component: membrane. Gene Ontology annotation, molecular function: G protein-coupled receptor activity; olfactory receptor activity. Gene Ontology annotation, biological process: G protein-coupled receptor signaling pathway.